Mytilus californianus (California mussel) is the source of this 1144-nucleotide messenger RNA. Its product is annotated as sulfotransferase 1B1-like. Gene Ontology annotation, biological process: sulfation. Bases 131 to 985 code for a protein of 284 amino acids. The transcript is spliced from 6 exons. Gene Ontology annotation, cellular component: cytoplasm. Gene Ontology annotation, molecular function: sulfotransferase activity. The record is from RefSeq and is a predicted model, not a curated record. Lineage: Eukaryota; Metazoa; Mollusca; Bivalvia; Mytilida; Mytilidae.
AUUGUGUUGUAGUUCAUCUUCCGUAUAAACGAUAGACUUGAACGAACAUGAUUUCAAUACAUUUUACUUCAGUAAACCAAUAACAAGUAUAUAAAUACAUGUAUAUUUAUGUAUUUAUAAAUCACUAAAGAUGUCAAGAUUGAAAGUCUUUCCCCUGGUCAAAUAUAAGGACUUUACGCUUGCUCCCUGGCCUUGUAAUGAGGAAAAUCCUGGGAAACACCUACAGCUAUUGAAGGAAUUUGAUUCAAGGAGCAGUGAUAUAAUGUUAGGUACUUCACCAAAAUCAGGCACCCACUGGUUGCAUGAGAUUAUUUACAUGUUAUCACGACAGACAACAGAGUAUUGUCCACAGCCGCUGUUCAGUACACACAUGGAUAUGAUGGCAGACUUCGACUCUCUGGAAAGUCAAUCGGAGCCAAGAAUACUUCACACUCACCUCCCAUUUAGCUUCCUGCCAACGAAACACGUUGAAAAUGGAAGAAAAAUAGUUUUUGUCAGCCGAAAUCCAAAGGAUAGACAUGUUUCUCUUUACAAUUUUUUACUGGGAAAGAUGGGAGUUCCUGAAGACUAUAGUUGGAAUGAUUACUUUGUUGAAAUGGUUUUACAUGACACGCUGUGUACAGGAUGGUUCAACUAUACAAAGGAAUUCAUUGAAGCUGUUGAAAAAAAUCCUGCAAACAUUAUUCAUCUAAUGUAUGAAGAUAUAUUGAAGAACCCAACUGAAGUAAUAACACGACUUGCUGAAUUUUUAGAAAUACCUUAUAACGAAAAUCUAGUCGCAGGUGUAGUUGACAAGUGCUCGUUUCACAAAUUAAAGGAAAAUAAGGUUAUGCCUUUUAGGGUAAAAGGUCAACCGUCAUCAUUAUUUAGACAAGGAAAAACUGGAGACUGGAAGAACUGGUUUACUGUUGCUCAAAAUGACCAGUUUGAUGCCAUAUACAGAAAUGAAAUGAAAGACGUCAACAUCAGCUUUAGCUAUGAAUAAAUCAGAAAGAGCAAUGAUCGUGCAUAAAUAUUUUUGAUCGAUAUAUACGUUUCUCAUUGUUCACAUGUUUUUUGUAUGUUAUGAUAAACUGAUGUUUUAUUUGAAAAAAAAAUCAAUAGAUAAAAAUUGGAAAUUUACAAUAAAAAACAAAUAUCUGUA